AUGCAAAACGAGAUCACAAAACCAACACAGCCGUAUUUUUUCCACCAGGCAUCCACGCCUUCCACCGACCCUCCAUCUCUCACCACUGUUCUUCGACAAACGUCUCUAGCGGCAAUUGAUUCACUUAUUGUUCCCGGAAACAGAGAAGAAGUGUUGCCACAGAUCAGAUCCAUCAUAGCAUCAUACCCUGAUACCCGUGGUGAGCGACUGAUCAAAUACUUGCUGGACAUUGGUUUCGACGAAACAGACCUCAAAGCUGAAUCACGCGAGAUUGCUCUACAGAUUCUCAAGGAAGAGCUCGGAAAAUACACCUCUACGGACGUUUCUCAUCUAGAGUCUUUUGCUGGGCCCGUUUGCGAGUUCCUCAAAAGUUCGCCCAGAUACUCACUAUCGGACAUCUACAAUAAACUUGGUUUAUCCGGGUUCCAGACCGUGUUUGCCACUCUUGAUAUCGAGAACUGCAAAUCUCAACACUGGAAAGAGAUCUCUGAACAAUUCGCUCCUGUCUACCAACAGAGUCUACCAGGUCUUGUUCAACACCUGAACAAUCUAGCAGAGAAGAAUAAUCUUCCAGAAGAAGAGGCGGUUGCGUACGGAAGAUUCCUUAGGUUAUUCCUCAAAUCCAAAGUUUUCACAGCACCCCACAAACUUUUGAUUGUCGAACACCUGGUCAACAUUCUAAAGAAGAACGACAAUAGCAAACUACAUCACUUAGUGCAACAAGAGAUCAACAAUUACUUUUUUGAGUUAGGCAAGAUGGAGUUCAGAGAAGUGCUACAAAAUUUCGAGCCAUCGAAAUUACUUCCUAAUAAAUUGCUCACAGACUUGCUUGCAGCUCAACCUCAGACACAACUGGACGACGCUAUCGCCGUCUUACUGUCAGAGAUAUUAUAUCCUGGUUCGCAGAAAUUGUGUGGUGCCAACACAGACCCCAUCACGGCACUCACUCCAUCUAGCGUUCCGGAGGCAACCGCAAGAGGAGCCCAAAUGGCGAGCAUUAUCAAUAGAUUGAAGACGCAGCCGAACUGGCAAAAUGUGUUCAACCUCGUGCUCCAAAACACCACCACAGCUACGACCAUGACCACUGCAUCGCUAUCCGAAUUUUUGUCUGCAUUAGAAAAGGAAGAUACUAUCGAUUUGUUCCUUUCAACGGCAUGUAAAUCUGUCAAUCCCCAACUGUUGAAAGAUUUGCUGAUUCAAUUGAACUCUCUAGAUCCUAGCCAGGGCUCUAUCAACCUGUUUGACUACAAUUUGGAGCCCAUCCUAUCAUCAGAGGUCAACUCGAGAAAUUUGCUUCUGUAUUUCAAGUCCAUCGUCAAGAUCGAGGUGAAGACCAUUGCCCUUCUCCAAAACGAAAACAUAAAUGACACCGUUGUGAGCAACAUCUUUGCCAGAGAUUACAGAGCUGCUCCAGAGUACAUUGUACUGGCAUGUCUUCAUAUUUUGCACGAUGAGCCAGAGGCCAAGGAGAACGAUGUGAUUGUCAACAUCAUGCAAAACUUUGUUGUUUCGCUACUAGAUGUGAGCUCUCCAUAUUUGAGUGCCAUAUUCACUAAGUUUGAGGAGUUUAAUCCUGUUGAGCUCGGCAAGUUACUGGUCAAAUAUUACGAGGUCAGGAAAUCCACCGAUUCGAUACACAAGAUUGCCAGCCUUACUGCGUCCUUCAAGCGCGACACAGUCAUUAUGUCGAUCUUGUCCAAUUCGGUCGAUUUUAAAGAUGCAUUCUCGUUUGCUAUCAUAUUUUCCCAAUAUGGCUGGAAACGUUUCCAGGAGUUUGUGUUGACUCAGCUUGACAGAAACAUCAGCGUUGUUGCGGGCACAAUCAUCGAAUUCAUGGAAAUUCAAGCCACGCUGGAGUAUGAAAGCGCACAACAGGGCCAUCGACUAGCCAAAUCGCUCAACCUAGAGACAGUUUAUUUUUUGAUGACUACUUUGGCGAGUAAGCAGUUGCCACCAGAGCUGUUUGAAAAAUUCAGGAAUUUGCAGGCUCUGUGCUUGCAAGCCUAUCCUAGAUUGAUCAACUUUGGACAAGGGCACGACACCGCCAUUCUGAUGAACAGCUCCACCAACACGUUUUCCAUUGACGUGGAAAAGGAGAUGAAAGUGUAUUAUCAAAAGAUGUACAACAAGGAGAUUGAGAUAAAAGACAUUAUCAACAUGCUUCAAAGACUGAAAGUCAGUGACAAUCCCCAUGACCAGGAUGUUUUUGCUUGCAUGAUCCACUCCCUUUUGGACGAAUAUAGAUUUUUCCCUGAAUACCCCGUGGAUGCACUUGCAACGACAUCUGUUCUUUUUGGAAGCACCAUCCUAUUCCGACUUGUUGAAGGGCCUGCCCUUUCCAUUGCACUAAGAUACAUCAUUGACUCCGUCAGACAGCCACCUGAAAGCAAGAUGUUCAAGUUUGCCGUUCAGGCCUUGUACUCAUUCAUGAAACGUCUCGGCGAGUUUCCAAAGUUCUGUGCUAUGCUUUGCGAAAUUCCUGCUUUAAAGAGCCAGCCUCAGCUUUACGAAGCAUGCAAAACGGUUGCAGCCGGUGGAUCACUACCAUCCGUUUCACCACAAGACUCCAACGCCCAUCUUGCGACUCCGCACCAGAAGGCCAAGGAGCUCGACCCGUCCGUAUAUGUUUCCAAAUGGGUUUCUAUUCAAGUGCCUGGGAAAAUUAUCGACGAUGUCAGACAAGAGAGUCCUGCAGCAGAGACUCUGGAUAGGGUGCUAUUUAUGGUGAACAAUCUAACAGAUGACAACGCCAACACGCGUUUGAUGGAGUUGAAGGAGCUCCUUGACGCAAAGUAUUUCGAAUGGUUCUCCAAUUAUCUGGUCAACCAGCGUGCCAAGUUGGAGCCAAAUUAUCAUGCCUUAUAUGGACGUAUUGCCGAGCAUUUUGAUUCCACGUUGUUUGAUGCACAUCUAGUCCAAGCCACCUUUCAGCAAAUUGUGCUACUACUGAACAAGGCUCGCGAAUCUACCGAGCCUGAGGACAUUGCGGAUGUUUUGACCUCCACUGAAAGAUCGCAUCUGAAGAAUUUGGGUGCAUGGCUUGGCCGUUUGACGCUGACUCGCGACAAGCCUAUCUUACACAAACACUUAUCGUUCAGAGACCUGUUAACGGAGGCUUACGAUCACAAGAAAUUGGAGAUUGUGAUUCCGUUUGUCUGCAAAAUCAUUGACCAGACAAAGUCGUCUAAGGUUUUCGAGUACCCAAACCCGUGGUUAUUGGGAAUCCUGCAACUUUUGAAGGAACUAUAUGAUGUUGCUAAUUUGAAAUUGACUCUCAAGUUUGAAAUCGAAGUUGUGUGCAACUCUUUGAAGGCCGAUCUUAACAAAAUCGAGGCCACCACUACAAUUAGAAAUCACAAGCCAGGGGAACUGGAGCGUUUUGUGGAGUCCCAAAAGGUGAUAAUCAAGCUUGCAAGAAUGUCUUUAGAAGACUCCAAGUCAACUCCACAUGCUCUUGCGGGCAACCCAGCCACGCCUCUAGCCAACCUUAACCCUUCUGUGCUGGCUGCUCCUCAGGGUGCUCCGCAAGCUGCCCAGCAACAACUGAAUGUUCUCCAUCAACUGCAGCAACAACGUCUCAUGGCCACUGCACAACAACAACAGCAUCUGCAGUCCGAAAUCCCUGGUGCCCCAGUUUCCUCGUCGAGCUCACCUGCAGUCAACAGCAACGUGCCAACUUCUGGCCAAGGUGCUGCACAACAGCAAGGUUCUGCAUUUGAGAACUUGAAUGGAAACUCUGUGUUUGUUACGCAUCCAAACCUGAGAAGAUUGUUCCAGUUUGCGAUUACCAAGGCGGUGCGUGAGAUAUUGCCUCCUGUGGUGAGCAGAACAAACUCUGUUGCUCUCGUGACCACGAAGUCUUUGGUCUUAAAGGAUUUUGCAUUUGAGGUGGACGACCUGAAGCUCAGAAAGGCUUACAUCAACACAGUGAGACAUCUUUCGGAGUCUCUCACUCACGCUUCAUGCAGAGAUUUGCUGAGGGAGAACAUUCAGCUGAAUUUGCAUCAAUACAUCAGCUCUCUAGGCCAACAAAUUGAUACCGCUAUAUUAGAAGAUCUGCCAAGAGCUAUUAAUGACAACUUGGAUUUGGCGUGCUCUAUCAUCCAGAAGGCUGCAAUGGAGAAGUCUGUGCAGGACCUGGACGAAAUGAUGCUGCCAUCUAUUGCUUUGAGAAGACAAUUCAGAGACUCCAGACCGGAUCAGGCCUUCUGUGACACUCAGCACGCUUCGAGAUAUGCUAUGUCUCUUCCUGACCCAUUAGGAAUCAAACCCAACGGAGUCACUGCCAAACAGUUUUCAAUCUAUUCUGAAUUUGGAAAACCAAAGAACGGCACCACUCUUGCAGGUUUGAGUGCAACGCUUGCUGCUGCGGGUGGCAUAGCCCCAGGAAUGGCUUCAGAGGCCGUUGCUACACCUCCUUCUGUGAACGCAGGUGUUGACCAAGCCGCCAUUGCUCAGAGAAUCUUGCAGCUACAAGCACAGGGUCUACCAAGUAGCUCUGCUGUUCGUACAGCAGGUAGCCCCGCGGAUGCUGCACACGCGCAUUUACCUGGUGAACAACCACAACGUACUUUGGAGCAGUCUUUCAUUUACAUCCAGCAGCUAUUAGAGGCGGUUGUGAAAUCAAUAGAAGAGACUCCAGAGAAGGAAAUUCAUUUGAGGGAGAUUGCCAUCGACCAUCCUUUGAGAUCCUAUCUGACCGAGCUAAUCCAACUUCUGGGCAGGUUGAACCACAACGAGUUGCAAAUGAAGAUUGCACAGGUGGUGAUGAACACCCUGUUCAGUGUACAGAAUGCUUCGCAGCUGUUUGUGGAGGCUUUCAUUUUCCUUCUUGACAAGUCCUGUGAGCUCUCUUCACACGUUGCCAAGUUCGUUACCACCUGGUUGAUCAACGCUGAAGACCCUAGGAAGUUCAAUAGAAAGGUCAUGGCUUCGCUCGUCCAAAUAGGAAUGAUUUCUCUAAGCGAUCUGGAUUUGAGUAUUUCCAAGACGCUUGUCAGCAAGAAGGAUGAGGCAGUGCUCAAUUUUGCGUCCGGCUUGGUUCUCGACAUGGUGUUUGGAGCAACUCCUACGGCCUUGAGAUCCGACUUCACCAAUAUCAUUGCUGCUGUGAAGUCUCUGGAUAAGGAGAUUGUGGAUAAGAGUGUCUUGGCUCAAGAACUCAUCAAACAUUUGGACAACAAGGUUGACUUGCAGACAGAGAAAUUCAAGACGUUGAUUCACGACCCAACCAAGCUUAAAGACUAUUUUGCCUACAUUUUUGCCGAGUGGGUCAAGUUGCUCAAAUUUGAAAGUUCUUCCAAGGAGAUGCAGCUGGAUUUCCUCAAUCAGCUUUACGAUCUUGGUGUGCUGACCAAACCAGACCACUUUGUUCUAUUCUUCACCACUGCCAUGGAGAUGUCUGUCAUUUCGUUUGUGAAAGAGAGCGAUGCCUCCAAGAAGCUGGUCGUUGAGUCAUACACUGCCAUUGAUGCGUUUGCAGAGCUUGUCAUCCAAUUGGUUCUCAUUCAGGACGACACGGCGGGUUCUCGCGUGAACUUCUUCAAGUCUGCGCUCUCUGUGGUUCUUUUGGUCUUUGCUCAUGAUCAUGAGGCCAACAAGGCCAACUUCAACGAGCGACCAUACUUCAGAUUUUUCUCUACACUUUUGUGCAACUGGGCAACUUUGACUCAUGAGAACUAUGACUCUGUUGCAGAGAACGAAUCGGACGUCAAGAAGCUCAGCAAGUUCAACGUCAAGUUCUACCACGUUCUAUCCGACUUCUUCCUAGCCCUGCAACCAGACGCCUUCCCAGGCUUCACGUUUGCCUGGGUUUGUUUGAUAUCGCAUCGUAUGUUCCUUCCAAUCAUUCUGGAGCUAGAAGAGGACUCGGAAGCCAACCAUGCCAAGUUUGCAUCGCUUUUGGUGGCCUUGCUCCGUUUCGAGAGCACUUACGUCAGAGAAAGACAGCUUCCCGAGGCUAUUUCUGUGGUCUACAAAGGAACACUGCGUGUGUUCCUCGUUCUGUUGCACGAUUUCCCACAGUUUUUGGUGGAGUCUGCCAACGUUCUGGUGAGUGCAAUGUCCCCGUCGUUUGUCCAACUGCGGAACGUGGUUCUUUCUGCUGCUCCGCCCAAGAUGGAGAUUCCGGAUCCGUUCCAGCCUGGACUUAAGGUAGACAGACUACCAGACAUUGUUGUGUCUCCUCCGAUUCUGAGUCAUCCAGGCCUGAUUUUGCAAGAGAAAAACCUCAAGAAGCUGGUGGACUCUUAUCUCCGUAUGCCUUCGCCAACGACACUAAAGCAAAUUGUGACAGCACUGGAGCUAUCAGAGCCGGUUGCGGAGGCAGGCAUAGGCUUCAAACAAACAAAGUUCAACGCUAAGCUGGUCAAUGCCUUGACGCUGUAUGUUGGCAUCUGUGCCGUGGAGGAGCGUGCAAAGAGCGGCGUGGCCUUCAACCCAAAAUCCGUGCAUGUUGGAAUUCUGAGCUCGCUGAUCCAGGAGGGGCCUGUCGAGCUGCAGUAUUUGCUGCUACAAGGAAUCGUGAACAGCCUGCGGUAUCCAAACGCACACACCCACUGGUUCAGCUGUGUGGUGCUGCACUUUUUCGGCUCGACUUCGUUAUGGGGAACGAACAAGACCGACAUCCAGCAGCUGAUCACCCGUGUGCUCCUGGAGCGCAUCGUGUGCAACAAGCCGCAUCCAUGGGGCCUGUUGAUCACGUUUACUGAGCUGCUGAAAAACAGCGAGUACGCGUUCUUUGACCUGCCGUUCACCAAGACCAGUCUCGAGUACGAGCGGCUGUUCAAUUCAUUACUGUUGUACAUUAAGAACUCGCCGAACGCGAGCUAA
This is a messenger RNA of Ogataea angusta, 6831 nucleotides long. RefSeq lists its product as uncharacterized. Bases 1 to 6831 code for a protein of 2276 amino acids. The record is from RefSeq and is a predicted model, not a curated record. Gene Ontology annotation, biological process: nuclear-transcribed mRNA catabolic process, deadenylation-dependent decay. Lineage: Eukaryota; Fungi; Ascomycota; Pichiomycetes; Pichiales; Pichiaceae. Gene Ontology annotation, molecular function: molecular adaptor activity. Gene Ontology annotation, cellular component: P-body; CCR4-NOT core complex. The transcript is spliced from 2 exons.